Molecule: messenger RNA, 4973 nt
Organism: Mytilus californianus (California mussel)
Lineage: Eukaryota; Metazoa; Mollusca; Bivalvia; Mytilida; Mytilidae
Product: putative protein-lysine deacylase ABHD14B
Exons: 5
Coding region: 116-1174 (352 amino acids)
Cellular component (GO): cytoplasm
Source: RefSeq, a predicted model, not a curated record
GUAAAAUUAGAAGGAAAUGCGGAAUUAUUGACAACGUUGAUAUAGGUUGCUGCUACUUGGCACUUUUUUGCUCACAAAAUAUAUAGCUUGAGAUUAUGCAAGAUCGUUAUAUCCGAUGACGCCACCUGGAGUACAUAUAAAUAAAACAGCAGUAGCUAUUAUCAUUGGAUUACUAGUAGUAAUAAUCUUAGGAUUUAAAUACAAACGGGGGACUGACUCUGCUUUUUUCGAUAAAUUCAGUGACAAAAAAAUUGAGUCUAAUCUUCAGCAGCAGCCAAAAGUUAGAGACAUACAAAGAGAAGAAUUAAAAAAAGAACCUGAAAAAGAAAUAGAAGUUAAGAAGGAACCAGAAAAGCAAGAACUGAACAAGGAACAAAAACAAGAAGAAUUGAAAAAGGAACCAGAAAAGCAGCAAGUGAACAAAGAACUAGAAAAGACACAAGGGAACAAGGAACCAGAAAAGGACAAAAAAGAGAACAUGGCUGCUGUGGAUUGGAAAACAGUAGACAUAGACAGUGUUAAAAUACCAGAUGAAAUUGUUAAGUCAGCAAAUGAAAAAAUGAAAGUGGAAGAAAAAAAAUAUAAAGUGAUGGACUUAAAUAUUUUUGCAAGAACUGUAAAACCUGAAGGCGAAUGCAAAGGAGGUGUUGUAUUGUUGCAUGGACAAAAAUUUACAUCCAAAAACUGGGAAGAAAUAAAAACACUGCAGUAUAUCGGAGCUAUGGGUUACACACCUAUGGCUGUUGAUUUACCUAAUUAUGGUAACAGUGAUAAAAAAAAUGUGGAUGAUGAACUUAAGUUUAUGGAGGAACUGAUGAAAGCUAUCAAUUUUACAGCCCCUGUUAUUGUCAGUCCAUCAAUGAGUGGAGGAUUUUCUUUGCCGUUUUUACUCACUGAUCCUAAAAUUGCUAAUAAGAGGUCACAUGGAUUUAUACCUGUAGCUCCUGUUAUCCCAGAAAAUUACAAGCAAUAUAUAAAAGAAUUACAGAUUCCAGCAGCAAUUGUUUAUGGUGAUAAAGAUUCAACUUUCAAGAACAGUGUGGAAAAUGUUUUGAGCAAAUUACCGAACAGUCGACUUUUUAAAAUUAAAGAUGCUCGUCACCCAGCCUAUUUAGAUCAACCUGAGAUUUGGCAUAAAAUUUUAUAUAUUUUUCUUCCUGCUGCCUUUAAAUAAAUUUUGAUAUAUUUAUAUUGGUAAUCACAUUAUCAUGAUUAUGUAACAAAACCAUCAUUUUAUCAAAAACAAAAUACUGCAACAUCAAUCUGUCAAGCAUACAGAUAUACUUUAUUAUGUAAACAGUUAUCUCCCCUGAAACUGUAUUAACUGCCCUUAGACAGAGGUUACUGUAUUGUAAUUAAUGUAUAAUUGUAAUCACUUAUAUAAUUAGCAUAUUUGUCUAAAAUUUCUUAUUUCUUAUAACAGUGAAUAUAUAUAAUAUUGUCAAUUUAAUUGAAUUAAUAUUUUUUAAGAAUGUUGUAAUGUGGUUUGAGACAAGCUACAACAUAAAUUACCUUGCUAGUUUUCCAGGAAAUUGAAGCCCAAACGUUUUUAUAUAUUUCUGGUGAUUCAAUGGCCAAAACUUAUUUUAAAGCUCUGAUCAAUACAUACUGAACAAAAAUGUAUGCUAGUUGUAAUUUUCUCUUCAAAACUGAAUGAAAGUUUUGAAUUUACAUGCCAAGAAAUUAUCAGUUAUCCUGACUCCAAUUUGACACUUUUGUUUUUAUGGAUAUUUGAUUUCAUAAUUUUGCUAAAGUCUGUAUACAAAUUUAUAGAUAAUUGGUACUUUGUUGAACAUCUAAAUUCGUGGUUCCUCUUUACCCACGAAAUCCACAAAUAUUAUUGAAUCCACAUUAAUAUUUAAAAAAAAUAUUUGCCAAGUUGCCUUCUCAUGUCCUGAACCUCAUUGAACUGUGAUGGAAAUAUUUAAUGAUGUCUGCUGCUAAUUCCGGGAGGGGGGGGGGGGGGGGGGGGGGGGCGGGGGGGCAAUGCCUUAUCCUGGAUCUGCCAUUGAAUAGCACAUUGGUUGUCAUGCUAUUACUUUUACAUGAAAAAACCUAAAGUGGGGAAUAUAAAAAUGUAUUGUGGAAAAUCUCAUGCUUUUACCGGUAUUAUAAUUUAGUGGUGUAAAUAAAUAUUUGCUUUUUUCUAUGUCACAUAGAGUAACGGUAUAUUUCAUUAUAGUGUACAUUGUAGACAUGUUGGGUAAUAUUUUGUGUAAAACAAUUUAAUUGUUAUUAUUACUGUAUAACAGUACGGGAAACAUGUUCAUGCUAAAAUUAUUAUGCUUUUUAUUUUUGUUUUAUUAUUGGUGCAAAUAUAAUUUGUGUAAUAACGGAACAAUUAUCUAAUUUAAGGCCUGCUACCAACAGUGAUUUUGUAUGAAUAUGGUAUUAUAUAUAGAUGUAGAAGGUAUAUUGCAAUAAUCAAUGAGCAUACCAGCCAAGCAGUAUAAUGCAAUAAACAAUGAGCUUUUCUACCUAGCAGUAUAUUGCAAUAGACAAUGAGCUUACCUACAUGGCAGAAUAUUGUUUGCAUUGAUUGUACUUUUAUUUAUUUUUAUAACUCCGUUGGAAGGAGUCAGGGGUAUAUAGGAAUCCUUAUGUCCAUCCGUCCUUCACACUUUUGGUUUCCAGGGCUCUCGGUCAUAAAACUUUACUCAGUACUCAGAGUACAAAAUUCGUGCUCGAAACACCAAAUCCAGGAUUUUGAUUAAUUAAUUUCUGAGUCUGAGUACGAAAAAUCUUGCUCGAAAUUUUUAUGACCGCAAGGCCAGAUAUUAAAAAAAUAGAAAGCUGCUCAUUGAAAUUUUAAGGAAAUUUUUUAGAUGCCUAAAGGGAGGGUGAUUUUAAUUUCUCUAAUUUACAUGCUAAUUUCACAUUUCCCGAUCGGUGUGAGAAAAAUAUUUCCCAUCUCUAGAGAAAACUUCGUUUCCAGCAAAUGAUUGUACGAAAUUCAAUUAUGGCAUAAAAUUUUCUUGAUUUCUUCUGAAUUUCCUAUUGUGACGUCACGAAAAAAGGUGACCAUGCCUCAUGACGUCACAUAUAAAGAACACAACUUUCUGCAAAUCUUUGAAAAGAAAGGCAAAAAUUUGUUUAGAUAUUGUCUAAAAAUCCUUAGAGAAACAGAUUCCACCAAUAUAUCUGGUGUAUUACGAUAUUUCUUCACUCUCAACAGUUAAAUUUUAAAUAGUUAAAAAGCUCGACAAGCCUUGCAUUUUAAAUUUUAAAAUUUAACUGUCUCCAGUGGAGAAAUAUCGUAACACACUUGAAUCUAUAUUUUCCUUGUUUUCACUUAUACCAUUCCAGAGUAAUAGUACUUAAUUGUUGGAAAAGGUUUUAAAAAAAAUUGGUUUCCAGAUGAUAAAUAGAGACCAGCUUUUGGAAAUUAAUCAAAAUUUUAAAGAGUGUUUUGGACCAUUAAACAAAAUCUUAACCUCUUUAGCUGCAGGGGGUAAUUGUGAUCAUUAAUCACCUCUCUAAUAUUUUAUUCAUUUUAGCUCUCACAAAUGGUUCAAAUGGGCCAGAUGAAAACCAUGGCAUGUAAAUGAUUUAUGUUUCCAAUCAUUACUCAGUUUAUUCAUAGAUGUCAUAAUCAGUGGUACAAGCUUCUUAUACAUUGUUAUUUAGUAUUUUUGCAUAUCUUAGACAUUGUGUUUUUUUCCAUAUUCUUUACAUUUAUUACUUUUAUGGGGGGAUUUUUUUCCUGCAUAGUAUAAUGUAUAAAUAGCUGUACUGUUGGGUUUUUUUUACUUAGUAAAUGUACUACUUUACUGGACUUGCACAAACAAAUUUACAAUUUGAAUUGAUUGUAACUUAUACUUACCAUACAGGUUGGUAUGGUCUGUUCUACUGUCCAAUAUUUUUGGUAAUUCCUGUUAUGCUUCUAUAUGUUUUCUAUAUCUGUUAGUGAUUAUUAUUAUUUUUUUUUUUAUAUUAGCUAAAUUGGCUACAGCAAUUUUAUUAUGUUACAUAUCUUUUUUUUUAUUGUGAAGGUCUCACAAUGUAAGAUUAUUUGAGAGUUUGUCAACAUUCCAUACUGCAAAUUCAUAGAUUAUUUUUGUGCCUUUAUUAUUACACAAUUUCAACAUGACAGACCAAAAUGUGAGAUAAUUUAUUGCGAUUACAGGAAAAGCUGUAUACAAAUAUAUGUGUCAGGUUUCAGAAUGUCAGUUCUUAUAAUGGCGAUACUCACCCAGUUGCAUUAUUCACAUUAAUAAAAACCUUGCAAUAAUUUAUGAAUUUCCAAUAGAUAAUUUAGUGAACAUUUUUUCGUUCAGUUAAUUUAGUUGCUGUUAUCUCUACUUUGAAGUGCCAUACAAUCACAUGUAAAGCUACAUCAACUUGGGGAAAAACACUAUUUUCAUAUUGGUUAUUUUAAGUAUUGUUAGAUAAGUGGAGAUAGAUAGAAUUACAAAGUAACAUGUUUUUGUUAAUGGGAGAGCAUCUUCAAACUACUAUUCGAAUAUAUACAUAAGUAUGGUUGUAUGUUUGGUUGUUAAACAAUAUCAUUUUAUUAUCUGUAUUUCAAUUAAAUGUUUUAAUUGGUGGGCAAAUGUUUGAAAAGCCGGUUUUUUUGCCAUUCAAAAUUAAUUUCCAAUUUACCUCUUUUUGAUAUCCCCUCAAUAAGAUUUAGAUGUGAGCAAAUGCUAUGUCAGUUUACGAUUUUUAUGCUAAUCGAAGAUCUUUUGGAAUACAAAAUGUAUUAUUGUAGCUAAUAUUUAAGUUUAUCAUUAGAUGAGCAGGUCCUUCAUUCCAAGGAUUUUUUGUACUUUAUAAUCAUUCAACUUUUCAGUAUAAUCAAUAAGGUAAUUGAGAAAGAAUUUGGAAGAAUUUGAAUUCUGAUGGCAAUUUAAUCGUUCUUUUUAUACCUCUUUAUUUGAUCAUCAUUAUUAUUGUUUUCUGUGUAGAGUUAUUUUUUUUUAUGUUUGUCUGAUAAAAUAGAUUAUAUUUUGGGAAUAAAUAACUAUACAUAU